Molecule: messenger RNA, 1420 nt
Organism: Magallana angulata
Lineage: Eukaryota; Metazoa; Mollusca; Bivalvia; Ostreida; Ostreidae
Exons: 4
Coding region: 5-730 (241 amino acids)
Source: RefSeq, a predicted model, not a curated record
CACUAUGGAUUAUGCAUUUACGCUAUAUAGUGCUUUAUUGAUAGCUGGUUGUUUUGCACGUUUGGUUUUAACUACAAAUGUGUGCUCUAUGUGCCAUGGAGAACAAACAAAAAACAUUUCAAAUUGUAAUCACAGCGUCCCUAAGGAUAAUGUUAUUCAGAAUAUGGAUUCGUUACUAUCGGAUAUUGACAAAUUGAUAGAAAAGGAGGAAGAAAAGCUCAACAUGAUAAAAACAAGUGAAUUUUCUAAAGAACACUUGCCUUGUCGAUUAAGGAAACGCAAGAAAAUCCACAAAAAGAUUAGAUUCAUCCAUGAAACCUAUGAAAAUUUAACAUUUGUAUAUCACGUGCUGGAAAGAGUUGGCGAUGUCUUUGACAUUAAUGGACCAAAUAUCUUGAAACGUGUUAAAAAUCUGUUGUGCCUAAUGCAUCAGGAAAAUAAUAGAUUUCAUUGUCCAAAGAAAGCAUUAACUUUCAGUGCUACAACUAGUUGUAAGAAAAACAAAAUUAAGUCUUUCAAAAAAGGACGAUCAAAGUCUGCAAAAAAUUGCUCUGAAUCUAAUAAGUGUAUUGAACGCAGAGCUUUGGUAGGUACUCGUACGACUCUUGAGAUAUUGAAUAAUACUCUUUCGUUUUGGAAGGAUUGUGUUAGAUAUAAGAGGGGCCAUCUCUUUUUGAGGCGAAAGUGUAGACGUAGAAAAAACAAGAAGAAAUGCAAAAGAAAAAGUUAACACUAAAAAAGGAAUUCACAAUCACGAGGAAGAAGACGAAAACCAAAACUUUCAUUAUAUAUAAGGCAUACUGAUUACCGUCAAUUAUCAGUGCUUAUACCUAAAGACAGUUUUGCAUUAUCUGUGAUAUUUGUUUAUCAUAAAAAAGGCAGCAAAUUGUACCAUUAAUUACAAAAUGCAUGAAUUAUAUAAUAUCCGACUCAUUUUAUAAUUAUAUUAUAUAAUACCUAACAGACCCUUAAUCUUUUGUAUUUCUUGAAAUUAUAUUCUUUUUGCUGUUUUAUGCCAUUAGUUAUGUUUUUUAUGUCUAUAACGUAUAGCUUUGUUGUUAAGAAUCGUCUAAGAGCAAAUAUAUACUUUGAAUGAUAAAGCAAUUAUUGUAUCUUAUUGUGUUUAGCACGCAAUCGUCAGUAAAAACAUCUUUUUUUUUAAAGAUUAAGUAUUAUGAAAAUAGUUUAAUCGUUGAAUAAGAUUACUGAAAUUGGUUACUUAUGUAUUUCAUGGGUAAUAAUUAGAGCAUUAACAAAAUAUUUAAACAUAGGACGUUUUAUAGCUCAUCUUGGUAAUUAUAUAUUGUUAAAUAUAUACAUCACAGUACUGGUUUCGAUUGAUGUAAAAUAUGUAAUUUUACAUAUCUCUACUAAUCUUAGUUUAUUACUGUUUAAGAUUUCAAGACUAAAAUCUAAUACA